This is a messenger RNA of Panthera uncia (snow leopard), 1218 nucleotides long. It is a transcript of the gene DBX1, whose product is annotated as developing brain homeobox 1. Lineage: Eukaryota; Metazoa; Chordata; Mammalia; Carnivora; Felidae. The transcript is spliced from 4 exons. Bases 1 to 1032 code for a protein of 343 amino acids. Gene Ontology annotation, biological process: cell differentiation in spinal cord; regulation of transcription by RNA polymerase II. The record is from RefSeq and is a predicted model, not a curated record. Gene Ontology annotation, molecular function: DNA-binding transcription factor activity, RNA polymerase II-specific; DNA binding.
AUGAUGUUCCCUGGCCUCCUCGCGCCCCCCGCCGGGUACCCGAGCCUCUUGCGCCCCACGCCCACCUUAACGCUGCCCCAGUCCCUGCAGUCGGCAUUUUCCGGCCACUCGAGCUUCCUGGUGGAAGAUCUGAUCCGCAUCAGCCGGCCUCCGGCUUACCUGCCCCGCAGCUUACCCACGGCCAGCAUGUCGCCCCCUAGGCAGGGGGCCCCCGCGACUCUCACAGACACCGGGACCUCGGACCUGGGCUCCCCGGGUCCAGGCAGCCGACCGGACGGUUCACCUCAGACGGCCGCCGCCCCUGCCAGCGAGCCAACGUUUCUGAAGUUUGGGGUUAACGCCAUCCUCUCCUCUGCUCCCAGAACCGAAACAUCCCCUGCCUUACUCCAGAGCGUCCCUCCCAAGACCUUCGCCUUUCCCUACUUUGAAGGCUCCUUCCAGCCUUUCAUCAGAUCUUCUUAUUUCCCAGCGUCCUCGAGCGUCGUGCCCAUCCCGGGGACCUUCUCCUGGCCGCUUGCUGCCCGCGGCAAGCCUCGCCGAGGCAUGCUGCGACGAGCCGUGUUCUCCGACGUGCAGCGCAAGGCGCUGGAGAAGAUGUUCCAGAAGCAGAAGUACAUCAGCAAGCCCGACCGCAAGAAGCUGGCGGCCAAGUUGGGCUUGAAAGACUCACAAGUGAAAAUCUGGUUCCAGAACCGACGCAUGAAGUGGCGGAACUCCAAGGAGCGCGAGCUUCUGUCUAGCGGGGGCUGCCGAGAGCAGACCCUUCCCACGAAACUCAAUCCGCACCCGGACCUCAGCGACGUGGGCCAGAAGGGCCCAGGGGAUGACGAGGAGGAAGACGACGGCCCGGGCAGCCCCCGCCACCGCCUGGUCUAUCACGCGUCCCCCGACCCUCGGCACCUGCGGGACCCGCGGCUGGAAGGGCCGCUGCCUGCCUCACCGGCUCACUCCAGCAGCCCCGGCAAGCCUUCGGACUUCUCCGACUCCGAGGACGAUGAGGAGGGCGAAGAGGAGGAGAUCACCGUGUCUUAGAAGCCCUCCCGUGCCCUGCGUACUGUUUCAAAGUACUUUGAAAUUGAAGAGGUGUGAUUCAGUCUGCUUGUCCGCUUAGUCCCCGCUGUCCAGACGCUGCCGCUUCCCUUUGCAGAACCUCAGCCUGGUCAAGGGCGCCGCAGCCCCUUCCAUUGCCCAAAAUGGCGUUUCCUUGCCCCACACACC